Messenger RNA from Dreissena polymorpha, 764 nucleotides. Its product is annotated as NPC intracellular cholesterol transporter 2-like. NCBI's taxonomy places the organism in Eukaryota, Metazoa, Mollusca, Bivalvia, Myida, Dreissenidae. The coding region runs from base 116 to 595 and encodes 159 amino acids. Gene Ontology annotation, molecular function: sterol binding. Gene Ontology annotation, biological process: intracellular cholesterol transport. The transcript is spliced from 4 exons. The record is from RefSeq and is a predicted model, not a curated record.
GAAAACUAUAUAAACGCCUCGUAAUACCCGAACGCUAUAGUUGAUAGAGGUUGACUCCCGAAGUACAGGGGCGGUGUUAAAAAACUUUGAGGAACGAAUAAACGUUCAAGUUAAAAUGAUGUCGCUCUAUCAGAUGUUGUGUUUCGUUAUGCCUUUUCUAUAUUCGUGUCAACAAAUAACAGACGGGAAACAGAUCAAAAUGUACAAGAAUUGCGGACCUGACAGCAUAAAAUAUAUUUCCAUGGACCCGUGCGAAAUUGAGCCGUGCGUUUUUACAAAGGGAGAAAACGUUUCUGUUACAAUUGACUUCACAACGAAUUCGACAGUCACAGACGUGCAAGCCAAGGUGUACGGUGAGGUAGCGGGUGUUUUCGUUCCAUUCGCUCUACCCAACCCGGAUGGGUGCCAAGGGUGCGAUCUAACCUGCCCACUCGGUGCUGGCGAACAAUCGUACACUAACACAUUUCCAGUGCUGGCGAUCUACCCAGAGAUCAAAGUGGUCGUCAAGUGGGAGUUAUUGGACCAGGACAGCAAUACCCUCGUCUGCUUCGAGUUCCCGAUGCAAAUCACGGAGAGCGCCGGAAAUAUCUAUUAGAGAACCGUAAAAUAACAACGUCGGCGACCAACUGUUUCCAAACCGUCUCCAAAGCAAGCGACAUUAAAUGCAUGGACGCGGAAAAUGCUUGAUUUUGUCAAGUUUUAUUGAUUGAAUAUCAUGAAUAUUAUGUUGCUCAGAGAUAUGUCAAUAAAUUUUCUUUACGUUA